Capsicum annuum is the source of this 1277-nucleotide messenger RNA. RefSeq names its product transcription factor MYB20. The coding region runs from base 102 to 1013 and encodes 303 amino acids. The record is from RefSeq and is a predicted model, not a curated record. The transcript has 3 exons. Lineage: Eukaryota; Viridiplantae; Streptophyta; Magnoliopsida; Solanales; Solanaceae.
AUUAGUUCUCUUGAGAAUUUAGACCACUCUUCAUCUCUCACAAAAAAAAGAGUUCCUUUACUCUCUUUCUUAUUGUUUCAUCAAACAAAACUCUAAUAAUUAUGGGGAGACAACCUUGUUGUGACAAAGUUGGAUUGAAGAAAGGUCCAUGGACAAAUGAGGAAGACAAGAAACUCAUUCACUUCAUUCUUAACAAUGGCCAAUGUUGUUGGAGAGCUGUCCCUAAACUUGCAGGGCUAUUAAGGUGUGGAAAGAGUUGUAGAUUAAGAUGGACAAAUUAUUUAAGACCAGAUUUAAAGAGAGGACUUUUAUCAGAAUAUGAAGAAAAAAUGGUUAUUGAUCUUCAUGCUCAACUUGGAAAUAGGUGGUCAAAGAUCGCUUCUCAUUUGCCUGGAAGAACCGAUAAUGAAAUCAAGAACCACUGGAACACGCAUAUCAAGAAGAAGUUGAAGAAAAUGGGGAUUGAUCCAGUCACUCACAAGCCACUUUCCACUAUUACAAAUGAUCAAACACACAUAUUAGAACAAGAAAAUCAACCAAUUCAACAAGAAAAAGUUGAAGAUCAAUCAACUAUGAUAGAGAUCAAAGCAGAAGACGACAACAACAACAGCAACAACAACAACAGUAAUAAUGAUAAUAACACAAUGGAGACGAGUUGCGCGAAUAAUUUUGACUCAACUAUAGUGGAAGUAAACAAUAAUGGCUUUGGUAUAGAUGAAGUUCCAUUGAUUGAACCUCAUGAGAUAUUAGUUCAAGAAUUAUCAUCAACGCCAUCAACAUCAUCAUCAUCAUCAUCAUUUUCAUCAUCAUCGUCAUCCAACAUUCUUGAAGAUUUGAAGUUUUUGCCAAGCUUUGAUGAAUGGCCAUUAAUGGAAAAUACCAACAUGGGAUUUGGAUGGGAAAUUAACAAUGAUUUCACUAGCACAUUGGAUUUCUUGCUUGAGGAUGAUCAUAGUGACAUGAUGAAUAAUGUCACAUUUGAUGAAUCUUGGAAGUUUGAGCAACUCUUGUGAUAUAAGUUUGUUCGAUACGCAGAGUUUAAUUAAAUAUUUCUCUUUUUUUUUUUAUUUCUUUUGAUUGGACAGUACGUGUCACUUUUUGUUAAUAGUAGUUUUAGUUGUUAUAUGGAGUUAAAUAAAAAGUAAAAAAGUAUAUGGGGAGAAAGUACAAAAGUCCCAUAUAAAAUAUUUUUUUUUAACUUUUUGUUGUAAAAACACUCUUUUGUUCUAAUGUACAAAUUAGAAUAAAUUGGUGAAUGGAAAGUUUUAUUCUGAUCA